AUGAAGAUUACUGUGCUGGUUGCCCUCCUUCUCGUCCUACGCACCUUUGCGGCACUGGAGACCGACCCUGAGGGCGGCGUCUGCUCCCGUCAGCUCAACAACAGUCAGAACAUCACGGUGGUGGCGGCGCCUGGAGCCAAGGGCGAGCCGGGGACUGAGGGGCCGAAAGGACCAAAAGGUGAACCAGGUGAGAAAGCUCCAAGAGGCGUGCCAGGUAAACUGGGUCCGGUUGGACCGGCAGGCGAGAAGGGAGACAAAGGUGAACAGGGACCGGCAGGUGAGAAGGGAGCACCUGGUACCAGCCCUCCUGCCCCACCUGUCGUGGCGUUUUCCGCAGUGAGAACGACCAAACUUGAGAAGCCUUCGUCCCACACGGUGCUGACGCAUGACGUCAUCCUUAGCAACGUGGGCGGGGCCUACAACCAGGAGACGGGGAAGUUUGUGGCUACAGUCGGAGGCGUCUACUUCUUCACCUUUACCGGUAUGACACCAAAUCUACCCAACAUCAACUAUUUCGUUCGUCUCAUGAAGAAUGGUUCACCGAUGGUCGGUCUAUACGAGAACAACGGCGGAAGCCCCCAUCACCAGUCCGGCAGUAACAGUGCCAUCCUGCAGCUCCAGCCUGGGGACGAGGUUUGGGUGCUGCUGUGGGGCGGUCACAGUUUGUACAGUAAUUCCAAUAGGUACCUCACGUUUUCCGGGUUCCUCAUCCACGCAGACUAACACAUAAACAUCCCUACUUUAUUCUAAAUCGUCGUAAUCAUCAUUUUCAUCAUCAUUAUGAAGCGUUGGGAUAAAAAGAGAUGAUGGGAAUUUACCGGUAGAUUAA
Branchiostoma floridae (Florida lancelet) is the source of this 829-nucleotide messenger RNA. RefSeq names its product complement C1q-like protein 3. Bases 1 to 723 code for a protein of 240 amino acids. The transcript has 2 exons. The record is from RefSeq and is a predicted model, not a curated record. Lineage: Eukaryota; Metazoa; Chordata; Leptocardii; Amphioxiformes; Branchiostomatidae. Gene Ontology annotation, molecular function: protein binding.